CCCGCCCCCUACAAGGAUCUGCAGAAGAAAACGCAGAACCCACAAAAGAGUGAUCACCCUUCCAUCCAUGGCGUGCAUCAAUACCUUCCAAAGUUGCUCCAUUAUCAGAGGGUCAAAGAUCAACACAAGAAAUAAGGGCAGUGAUGGAAAGGGAUCACCAACCUUUCUGCGCAGGGCGUCCACUUUCAUGGACGGGAGCCUCCGGCUUGAGCUGGACGAGAACCCUGAAGCUAUCAUCUCCGGCGAGUGGCAAGAGAACUUCUCCCUUCUGAGCUACGAUGAUCUCCGCGCCUACCUUGAGUCACAGCAGGCUGUCCAAGUAGGCAAUCAGCAAGUGACACUCUUGCGUGAGGUCAUGUCAGCACCUGUUCUAGUGGCCACAGCAGAGCAGACGUUGGAGGAGGUUGAAUGCCACUUUGAGGUCGUCUCAGGGCUUCCAGUUGUAGACAGCAGCCUCAGAUGUGUUGGGAUGGUCGUCAAGAAUGACCGGGCCAGGGCUUCUCAUGGGUCAAAGACGAAGAUUGCACAAGUUAUGACCUCACCAACCAUCACACUAUCAUCUGACAAAACAGUGAUGGAUGCUGCGGCUCUGAUGCUCAAGAAGAAGAUCCACAGAUUACCAAUUGUAAAUCAGGAUAACCAAGUAAUAGGUAUAGUUACCCGUGCUGAUGUUCUGCGCGAGUUGGAAGGCCUGCUGAAGAUUUAGAUGUGUAGCAGUCCAUGCUCAGAACUUCUUGUGUAUAUGUAAAUAUGUCCACGGUGCUUCUGAGUAGCAAGCAGAUGUAUAAUCUGUAAGAGUGCACUGUAGCACCGGCAAAAAUAAGCCUAGGAGAACUUGAGAGCUUUUCCUUGUAAAAGAAGCAUGCCAGGAAACUUCUGCUCUGUGUUGUACUGUCUGCGCAGCACCGCAGCCAAACAUUUUCGUUAGUCAAUGAUUUCCAGAACAACAUAAA
Phragmites australis (common reed) is the source of this 953-nucleotide messenger RNA. RefSeq lists its product as uncharacterized. Lineage: Eukaryota; Viridiplantae; Streptophyta; Magnoliopsida; Poales; Poaceae. The record is from RefSeq and is a predicted model, not a curated record. The coding region runs from base 68 to 706 and encodes 212 amino acids. The transcript is spliced from 5 exons.